UUCAUGUGAUAGGACGGUAUCAGCCGUUUCCACAGCAAGAUUUGCUAUUUUUCCCGCAAAAGCUGACAUUGCCUUAUGAGGUGUUCAUAAUGGUGAAAGAAACGGGUUAUUACGACCUGUUGGGUGUGAAGCCCGGCGCCAGCGCCGAGGAGCUGAAGAAGGCUUAUCGUAAACUGGCCUUGAAGUAUCACCCGGACAAAAACCCAACAGAGGGAGAGAAGUUUAAACAGAUCUCCCAGGCAUACGAGGUGUUGUCAGACUCCCAGAAGAGGGAGCUCUAUGACCGCGGUGGGGAGAAGGCCAUUAAAGAGGGGGGCAGUGGAGGGGGAGGAGGGGGCAUGUUUGACUCCCCCAUGGACAUAUUUGACAUCUUCUUUGGCGGAGGAGGAGGACGCAUGCAUAGGGAGAGGAGAGGGAAAAAUGUGGUUCACCAGCUGCCAGUGUCAUUGGAGGAUCUGUAUAACGGAGUAACGAGAAAAUUGGCCGUACAGAAGAAUGUGAUCUGUGAGAAAUGUGAAGGUCGCGGGUGCCGUCGGGGCGUGGUCGAGGUGUGUGUGGCGUGUGGUGGCAUGGGUGUACAGGUGCGUAUCUGUCAGCUGGGGCGCGGCAUGGUCCAGCAGGUGUCCACCGUGUGUGGAAACUGCGGAGGACAGGGGCAACGGCUCAGCCACAAGGACCGCUGCAAAGCCUGCGCCGGACGCAAGAUACUCCGCCAGAAAAAAAUCCUGGAGGUCCACAUCGACAAAGGAAUGAGAGACGGACAGAAGAUUGUUUUUCAUGGGGAGGGCGAUCAGGAGCCCGGCCUGGAACCUGGUGAUAUUGUCAUCAUAUUAGACCAGAGAGAUCACCCAGUCUUCACCAGGCGGGGACAGGACUUAGUGAUGUCAAUGGAGCUGCAGUUGGUGGAAUCUCUGUGCGGAUUCAGGAAACCUGUGCAGACUCUGGACAACAGAACACUACUGGUCACCUCACCCCCAGGUGAGCUGGUGAGACCAGGAGACGUGAAAUGUGUGUUAAAUGAGGGGAUGCCGGAGUAUCGCAGACCGUUUGAGAAAGGACGACUCAUUAUCCACUUCUCUGUGGCGUUCCCGGAGCCGAAUUUCCUCAGCGUUCCGAAGCUGAAGCAGCUGGAGCGUUUGCUGCCCGAUAAACGGGAGGCCGGCGAGCCGGACGGGAUGGACGACGACCUUUACAUCUACGCUGACCUGGAGGACUUUGACCCCGCCCACCAGCGCCGCCAGCGCUGUUACUACAUGGAGGAAGACGAGGAUGACUUCCACACUGGCUCAGGAGUACAGUGUCAAACCUCCUGAAGCCCCGCCCACACCCCUCUUACAGUGUUUACUCUCUGUGUGUGUGUGUGUGUGUGUGUGUGUGUGUAUGUGUGUGU
Chanos chanos (milkfish) is the source of this 1390-nucleotide messenger RNA. It is a transcript of the gene dnaja1, whose product is annotated as DnaJ heat shock protein family (Hsp40) member A1. The coding region runs from base 90 to 1313 and encodes 407 amino acids. NCBI's taxonomy places the organism in Eukaryota, Metazoa, Chordata, Actinopteri, Gonorynchiformes, Chanidae. The record is from RefSeq and is a predicted model, not a curated record. Gene Ontology annotation, biological process: response to heat; protein folding. Gene Ontology annotation, molecular function: Hsp70 protein binding; ATP binding. The transcript has 9 exons.